AUGUUAGUCCUGAUUAAACGGUCCAAAACAGACCCCUUCCGCAAUGGUUGCACCCUAACCCUAGCGAGGUCCACUACCUCCAUCUGUGCUGUUAUGGCUAUGAAAGACUAUGUGUUACAAUGCCAACCAUCAUCAGCAGGCCCCCUGUUCACCUUUACUAGUGGCAAGUGGCUCACCCGAACUUCUCUCACUCAUGAACUCCGUGACGUCCUGCAGCAAUGCGGCAUACAACCUCAACACUAUUUCUCGCAUAGCUUCCUUAUUAGCGUUGCGACUACUGUAGCUGCUGCAGGGAAUCAAGGUGUUGGGCCGCUGGUCUUCUGA
Porites evermanni is the source of this 324-nucleotide messenger RNA. The record is from the annotation of a GenBank genome assembly. Lineage: Eukaryota; Metazoa; Cnidaria; Anthozoa; Scleractinia; Poritidae.